Adineta steineri is the source of this 2409-nucleotide messenger RNA. The record is from the annotation of a GenBank genome assembly. Lineage: Eukaryota; Metazoa; Rotifera; Eurotatoria; Adinetida; Adinetidae.
AUGACAAAAGAAACCGCCGAUUUAACAGUAAAUGAACAGAAAGUACAAAUCAAUUCAGCUUCAUCAACUAAUGCUGCGCAUAAUCAAACAACACAACACCAACAACAGCCCAAUGACGUCAUGAGCAUGUUGCAACAACUUCUGCAAAAACAAGAUCAAUUGCUUGAAGAAAAUAGAAAAUUGAAAAGCCAGGUAGAAAUUCAACAAGUCACCAUCAACAGCCUCUCUGAAGCCGUUGAAACGUUACACAUAAAUCUACCUCCACAGCAUGACUCAAUAUCAAACCCAUCAACUGAUGCAACACCAGAAUUUUUCAAAGAAAAAUUCAGUCUUCAACAACAAGCUGCUAAACAACUACAAUCCAAACGAAUUGAUCAACUUUUAAAUUCCACUCCAUUCUCAGGGACAAUGGUGCAAGAAGUCACUGAUUGGCUUGAAGAAUUUAAUGCUAAGUGUGAUAAACUUCAUUUCGAUGAUACGCGCCGGUUAUCAGUGGCUGUUGAUCUUCUUAAAGGUAAUGCAAAGUUAUGGUACGACACUCAUAAAGAAGGAAUUGAUAAUUGGAAAACUUUUACGGACAAAUUAACAAUUUAUUUUCAACUUGUCACCGGUACUGAUCAAUUUCAAUUAGAACAAAAGCUUUACAAUCGUCGUCGUCAACAUUAUGAAUCAGCAAUUGAUUAUUGCCACAAUGUAUUAAAAUUAUGUUCGAAGGUUAACAAAGAUAUGAGCGAAGAGAAACGAAUUAAACAUCUUAUUCAAGGUCUUAAUCCAAAUGCUCGCUUACACAUGGAUUUGAAAAAGCCAAGCAACACAGAAGAAUUUCUUGAAGCACUUAUUAAGUUCGAUAAAUGGCAAAUGGAAGAACAAAAUCAACAACGCACCCAAACAUCAUCCGAUCAACGACAGUACACUUCGACGAAGCCAUCAUCUCAAACAUAUAGUCCCGUACUUCAACAACAAACGUCUAAAAAUUAUCAGCCUUCGUAUGAUCAGAAACAACACAACAGCAAUGGAAAAGAAUAUGAUGGUUGCUGGUCAUGCGGGGAAAUACGUGAUGGUCGUAUUUCCGUUCCACAAUUUCAUCCAUCACUUAUUAUAAUUAAUACUGUAAUCAAUGGUAAAUCAACAUAUGCAAUGGUAGAUACAGGUGCAACAACAUCAUUGAUCUCACGAUCUGAACUGAAUACCAUUCCACAUUCAUCAAUUCAACCAACUGAUACAACAGCAACACUUGGCGAUGGUCGAACACAAAUAUCAAUCAAUGGAUUAGUAGAACUAGCAAUAACCAUCAAUAAUAUCACCACAUGUAUUAAAGCUCUUAUCGUUGAAUCCUUGGGUGCGAAUAUCAUUCUAGGAAUGGAUUGGUGUAAAUUAAACAAUGUAAAGGUGAAUAUACAUCAGAAUCAAAUUGAAAUCACUCAUCCACAAUAUGGAAAUACAACAACUCCAUUUAUCAACGAUGGAUCGGUCGAUGCUUGUCUCGAUGAACGUGUAGCAUUACUACCAUAUCACGAACACAUUGUCAAAAUGCAGACCCCAAUAUCUUCUGCAAUGCUUGCUAUUUUUUUACCUGAUUUUAAAAAAUGUUCAAAGUUAAAAAUUGAGAUACCUGAUGCUUUUGUUGAAAUAAAAGAUUUUUCAUUUUACAUUACGAUUUUUAAUCCUACUACAAAUGUUCACACGUUAGAUUCUAAGUUAAAGUUAGGCUCAAUAUAUUAUCAAUCAAACACUGAAAUAAUGUACAAUGUAUUUGAAACAUCAAAGCCAUCAAAUAGUGCAACACCAUGUGUAGCAAUUAAUGCAAUAGAAGUAAAUGAACCUCCACAAUUACCAUCAACACCAAUCGUUGACAACAUUUUACAAGAACUCGUGGCUCAUAUCCACGACGAACAGCAUCGUAAGGAUUUCCUGAAAAUCCUUCACGACAACAAACGAUCUUUCGAUACUUCCAAAAUGACCAGAGCGACUACAAAAAUCCAUCAUACCAUCAACACCGGUGAUCAUCCACCAGUCAAUGUUCGUCCCUACUACAAAACAGUUCAACAGCGCAAAGAAUUACAAGAGGAAGUUGGAAAACUACUAAACCAAGGAAUUCUCCGGCCAUCGCAUUCGCCGUGGUCUUCGCCCGCCUUACUGAAGAAGAAACCUGACGGUUCUUACAGGUUUUUGGUGGAUUUCCGCCGUUUGAAUUCUGUUACAACACGGGACUGUUAUCCGCAGCCAUGUGCGGAGGAAUUGCUUCAACGUGUUGGUGGCCACCGGAUUUUUAGCAAACUCGAUCUUAGGUCAGGGUAUUUUCAAAUACCAAUUCACGAAUCUGAUAUUCCAAAAACGGCCAUAGUCACUCAGGAUGGCUUAUACGAAUUCACAGUUUUGGCGCAAGGUUUAACCAAUGCCCCACCUACC